AUGUCUCGAGUUUACGGAGGGUACCUUCCAAGGGCCAGCAGUUUUUCUGCUUAUCAAUCGUACGGAGCUCUUGAUGGCCGGAGGGAAAGUGAGGGGCCCGAAGAGGAGCAGUGCGAAUCCUUCUGGCCAGCCGUGAGCGGGCUAUUCUUGAUUACUGCAGUGAUUGUUUUAAUACGAAGCAUUGGUGGAAAGUAGUUGCAAUAGGCUGUUUCACAGUAGGCCAACUUAGGUCCCAACUUUCAUCUCAACUUGAUGGCCAACUUCAACAAAGUUGAGGAGGAAGUUGGCCAACUCU
Molecule: messenger RNA, 295 nt
Organism: Laccaria bicolor S238N-H82
Lineage: Eukaryota; Fungi; Basidiomycota; Agaricomycetes; Agaricales; Hydnangiaceae
Exons: 1
Coding region: 1-195 (64 amino acids)
Source: RefSeq, a predicted model, not a curated record